This is a messenger RNA of Fusarium subglutinans, 714 nucleotides long. RefSeq lists its product as uncharacterized. NCBI's taxonomy places the organism in Eukaryota, Fungi, Ascomycota, Sordariomycetes, Hypocreales, Nectriaceae. Bases 1 to 714 code for a protein of 237 amino acids. The transcript has a single exon. The record is from RefSeq and is a predicted model, not a curated record.
AUGAUUGAACGUAUGAUCGAUCUGAUUUCUAAAUACUGUUCACCCGGACCGCCUGCAAUGCAGCAGAUAGAGAGCAAAGAUCCCGACAUUCUUCAAUAUUACCAGCAAUGGGGAUUCACCAUCUAUCGAACAUACUAUGGCACAGGCUCCGACGAGGCUUGGAACACGCUUCUGUAUGCUCUGAAACACCAGACGAGAUUGGCAUUUGGAUUUUACGACGGUCAAGAGGAUGCCGAUCAACGCCACGUCGAUAUACUGAAGAACUUGUUCUAUCUCAAUAGCCGUGCCGAUAAAUCUCUCGAUGGGCUUGAUAUCCAAGGCAUCCGAAAGCUCUGCCAACACGAAAACACCGACAAGGAUCGAGUUAUGUCAGAUAGUACACAUGACUAUGUAUUACUUGCCGACGAAUCAGUAUUGAAUGACGUUUCUGAGCGCGAAUUUGUUGUGAAAGCGGUGUCCCUAGUCUGGAGACGAGGGCAUGCGGGCUGGGGAUGGAUAAGGAUCCCAACAGGCUAUUUGUUGGAUCUAUGGCAACUGCUAAUGCUGAACUGGGCGCGAACCGAGUUUGCCAUUGAUUUCAUUGGACCUGAAGAGGAUCUCGAUGAUUAUGUCUGGCCUGGGGAUAUGGUCCUCAACAACACAGGGUCGUAUUCUGAGAUUCGCCAAUUCUUGAAGUACUACAGUGGCCAAUACCCACGUCGAUCAUCAUUAUAA